UUCUUUUCAAGCUCAAAAUUUUCUCAAAUGGAAACGUUCGGUCGUUCCCAACCCGCACAGAGUUCUUCGUAGCUUCGUUUGGGUCUCUCAGUUUCUCCUCUCCGAGAUUCUUCCUCAUGCUUCUCUGAAUCGGAAGGGCUUGCGCCAGAUCUGAACUCUCACCUUACUCAUGGGUUUGCUUUCAAACCCUAGUUGUUCUCUUCUCCGCCUCCUCCUCGUCGCCGCCUUCUUCUGCUUCGUCGUCGUCUCUGCGCAGGAGUCGGGGGUUGAAAAUGAGAGGCGCGAAUUGGAAGGAUCUUCCAUGGAUCUGGGUCGUCGUGGCAUGAUUGGAGUUGACGCUGUUGGAGAUAAUGUCAAUCUUAAUUCUCUUGGUCUGAAAAUUGACCUUGAAUCCACUGGCCCUGGUGUUUUUGAUGCACUCUUUGCAAGUUUUUCGAUGAUCGUCGUGAGUGAGAUUGGGGAUGAAACGUUUAUAAUAGCGGCACUUAUGGCUAUGCGGCACCCAAAAGCCACUGUUCUGUCUGGUGCACUCUCUGCUUUAGUUGUCAUGACAGUACUUUCUACUGGACUUGGUAGGAUUGUGCCGAACUUGAUAUCGAGGAAGCAUACUAAUAGUGCAGCUACAAUUCUCUAUGCAUUUUUCGGAUUACGGUUACUCUACAUAGCUUGGAAUUCAGAUCCAAAGGCAUCUCAGAAAAAGGAAAUGGAGGAGGUCGAAGAGAAACUCGAAGCAGGGCAAGGGAAGACAGCCUUUCGCCGUUUCUUCUCAAGAUUUUGUACCCCGAUAUUCCUUGAGUCUUUCAUCUUAACCUUCCUAGCUGAAUGGGGUGACCGCAGUCAGAUCGCAACAAUCGCUCUUGCAACUCACAAGAACGCGGUAGGAGUAGCCAUAGGAGCUACAAUAGGGCACGCCAUUUGCACGUCACUUGCGGUGGUAGGAGGCAGCAUGUUGGCUUCUAAGAUAUCGCAACGGUCUGUUGCGACGGUUGGAGGUUUACUCUUUCUCGGGUUUUCGAUCUCUUCUUACUUCUAUCCUCCUCUAUAGUGAGUUGCAGUUGAAGGACAUUGCUUUGGAGUAAUGAAAUGGAUAUGGCUCCUUCUUGCUUUGAGUUUGGGUCCUAAUGAAGUAAGUAAAGUAGUAUUGUAUUUGUUUGCUUGUUCUUUUGAUUUUGUAUGAAAAUGGUUACGAGAAUACACAACACCAUUGUUUUGCUCUUGCUCUUCCAUGUAUAACCUUAUGAUGAAAUGUAUAAUCGGAUCAAUAUAAGCUAUGAUUAAAUGUAUUGGUAUAAUUUUUUUAA
Molecule: messenger RNA, 1301 nt
Organism: Tarenaya hassleriana
Lineage: Eukaryota; Viridiplantae; Streptophyta; Magnoliopsida; Brassicales; Cleomaceae
Product: GDT1-like protein 3
Exons: 10
Coding region: 170-1045 (291 amino acids)
Biological process (GO): Golgi calcium ion homeostasis; calcium ion transmembrane transport; manganese ion transmembrane transport
Cellular component (GO): Golgi apparatus
Molecular function (GO): manganese ion transmembrane transporter activity; calcium ion transmembrane transporter activity
Source: RefSeq, a predicted model, not a curated record